Leptopilina boulardi is the source of this 675-nucleotide messenger RNA. RefSeq names its product ribonuclease T2-like. The record is from RefSeq and is a predicted model, not a curated record. Bases 1 to 675 code for a protein of 224 amino acids. The transcript has 3 exons. NCBI's taxonomy places the organism in Eukaryota, Metazoa, Arthropoda, Insecta, Hymenoptera, Figitidae. Gene Ontology annotation, biological process: RNA catabolic process. Gene Ontology annotation, cellular component: extracellular region. Gene Ontology annotation, molecular function: RNA binding; ribonuclease T2 activity.
AUGGAAGAAACAGCAUUUUACUCUAGAUCACUAGAUGUUGUUGCUCGAGCAGCCCUUAGAGACUUUGAUAUACUGGUAUUUGUUCAACAAUUUCCAAAAACAACUUGCAUUAAUUCUCGAGUACCACCAGCUCGCUGCAAUAUACCGCGAAAUGAUGAGUGGACAAUUCAUGGAAUUUGGCCAACUAAAUCUGGAACAAAUGGUCCAAACAGUUGCAGGCGCGAUUUACCAUUCAGACCUGCAGAAUUGAGAACCAUAAGACGUCAACUUGAAGCUAAAUGGAUAGAUGUCAUUAGGACAAAUCCAGAAACAUUCUGGCGUCACGAAUGGGAAAGACAUGGAACAUGUGGUGUUGAUCUUGCUGAUCUUAAUACACAAUUAAAAUAUUUCAGUAAAGCUCUCGAUUGGAGUAAUAGAUAUAAUAUUGACCGUUAUUUAAGAGUAGGACGAAUUACAACUGGUCGAGCUUAUCCCUCAGCGGAUAUUGUGAGAGCAAUUAAUACAGGAGUUGGACAACAGACAAGAAUCACAUGCGUUACACAGGCUAACAAACAAUAUUUGCAUGAGGUGAGAAUUUGCUUCGAUAAGAGUUUGAGAUUAAUUAGUUGCCAAGGACACUUUAAUUCACCAACAAAUUGCGUUCCUUGGAGGCAAGUUGAAUACCCAAGACGUUAA